AUGGGAACUGCAUCCUCAUUAGUACAAAACACACAAACCCCUAUUCAAUUCAAAAAAGGCCGAAUUCUACUCAUAGCUCCUGAUAAUCGGCUGUCAAAAAUCGGAAUUUAUUUUGUCCACAUCGUAAAUACAGCGAAAAUGAUAGAGCUUGUAGACGAGUGAGAAGACUUAUUAAAUCGUUAUAAGCAUUCAGCAAACGCAAUUGAGUCUUUAUUAGACGACUUCCAGAAGGGUCCUAAAUUAAGAAAACUCAUUCAGAAAGGAACGCCGUCAAAGUUCAGGUGGGAAACAUGGAAAGCUCUUUUAAAAGCAGGGAAAAAAGUAGAUUCAGAAAAAUAUAUUAAUCUUCCGAUUGCUGGAGAUCCUCACAUUUCAGUGAUUAGAAAAGAUGUAGACAGAGCUUUCCCUCAACAUCCUUACUUUGACCGAUCAAAACAUGGUUACUACGGCCAAACAGCUUUAUAUCGAAUCCUCGGGAAAUUUGCUGAAGAUAAAAAAGACAUCGGAUAUUGCCAGGGGAUGAAUUAUGUAGCAGGAUUUUUAUUAAUGGUUUCAGGCGGGCUUGAAGCAGAAGUUUAUUACUUCUUAGAAGCCUUAUGCAAAAAUUUUCAUUAUUGGGGAUUUGUUUGUGAAGAAAUGCCACUAAUAAAACAAUAUUUAUGGGUCUUUGAUAAGCUUUUUAAGGUGAAAAACAGCAAACUUUAUGAGCAUUUCAAACAGCAAGAUGUUUUAAAUGAUAUGUGAGUGUUUAAAUGGUUUUUAACCUUUUAUACUGCUGUUUUGCCUAAAGAAACUGUUGUACUUUUAUGGGACUGACUCCUUGUAGAUGGGUUGAGAGUAUUAUUUAAGGUAGCGUUUGCAAUUUUAGAGAUGCUUGAAGAAAAGUUACUAAGUAUUGAUGGCUCAGAAAUUUUGAUUAUGCUGAGCAAUAUUGGAGAUUAUAUUCCUACAUGUAAAGAGUUUAUUAAAAUAGCGAAAAAAACUUCUGUGAAUAAAAGUAAAUAUUAUGAUUUGAUAGAGGCAUACAAGCAAAAGAAAAAAAUAAAAAAGCACCCUUACACUUAAUUAACUUAUAUGAAAGCCCGGCCGUAAUUCCCGAAGGACUACCUCUACCCUUAAUGCUUCUCUCGGUUGCUCACAACCAAUCGUAGCAUGACCUUUAAAAAGUUGCUCCUACCGGACGAGGAUGUGCACUCGCUACCUGUAGUUGGAUGAGUUGCUCCACCUUGCAGUACGUCAGCUCCGAAAAUUCGAAAAGCAAAUUUUCUCGGCUAAAAUGGAAAUCCAAAGCCUGGGACGUAAAGCCCAGUUUCACGCUAGGGAGUUGCCCGAUGGGCCUAGUGGAGUGCUUGGCUUUGCUGAGCUUCCCCUUUCCAACCUUGAUUCCCAUUUCACCUGAGGCAAAAACCUGUACCAGAAUGAGCUGUGGUCAACCUAUCCGAUAUUGAGCUCAACCACGCCAAGUAAAAACCUAGCAGGAUAUACUUCACCGAGCGCCAAUUUCCCUUCUGCAAAGUCCACGCUGCCUUUCGGGCUCGCGGCUACAAGUGUUGAGAAAAAGGGCUGAUUCGAUAUAGCCAUUUUAAUGUAUAUAUAAAAAGUCACCCAGAAACCAUUACUAUUAUUGAGGAACCUGGACAUCUUGAAAAUGAGGUGCCUAAUAUUUCUAGAGCUGAUAUAAAGGAAGCGAAUAGACCAGCGGCACUUGAAAUCAAAGAUAAUACACCAAAGGAACCAGAUCUUUUAUUAUCACCACAAAGAAUUCAGCAAGAAAUCACAGAAGAUUUGACAGGAUUCCCAUUCAAAUCAAUAAAAACAGCUAAGAAUAACUAUACUUACACGCCUAAAUAUGAGCCAAAGCGUGAUUCGUUUCACGAAUCUUGAACAGAUGUAAAUACACGAAUAAAUGAAGAUAGCCAUCUGUAUACAUCUGAUGAAGAUUUCGAUGCUGAGGCUCUUUUAGAUCAAUUUCUCAAUCACAGCAACUGGGGGAGUUUUGAGUAA
Molecule: messenger RNA, 2004 nt
Organism: Blepharisma stoltei
Lineage: Eukaryota; Ciliophora; Heterotrichea; Heterotrichida; Blepharismidae
Source: the annotation of a GenBank genome assembly